GCGCGAACCGUUGAUGUUGAGGCAGAGAGAAAUCUGCGCGCCGACAGCUCCAGCUCUGAUAACUAUUACAUCUAAAGGUGUGUGAAACCGCCAAGGUUGGAAGUGCAAUGGCCUCCUCUGGAGACAUUCAUGUUAAAGAACUGGACAAGCGGGCCUCUGGACAGGCUUUCGAGGUUAUCCUGAGUCCCACGGCCCCAGAUGCCAAGGGAGAAUUCCCACUUUCCACCCCCAAGAAGAAGGAGGUUUCUUUGGAUGAGAUCCAGAAAAAAUUGGAUGCAGCAGAGGAGAGACGCAAGAACCAUGAGGCAGAGGUCCUGAAGCACUUAGCUGAGAAACGAGAGCACGAGAAGGAGGUCCUUCAGAAAGCAAUGGAGGAGAACAACAACUUUAGCAAGAUGGCAGAGGAGAAACUUAACCAGAAAAUGGAAGCCAACAAAGAAAACCGCACAGCACGCAUGGCAGCUAUGAACGAGAAAUUUAAAGAGAAAGACAAGAAGCUUGAAGAGGUACGAAAGAACAAAGAAACGAAAGAUGGGGCAGAGGGUGAAAACUAAGUUUCCGCUUUUAUUUUCCUUUUCAUUUAGGGUAUAGUGUUGGGUUUUUUAAUGCAUCCAAAGAUUUAUUUUUUGUUCCAUUAAAUGGCCAAUUUUCCAUGAUUGGAUUCAUGUACUUGCCACUUUUUUAUUACGGGGUUUUGGGGAGCUGGUGCACAACAUUCUCUUCAUCACUUUGUGUGUAUUCAGUACUGUCUUUCAUCCCCUCUAACCUGUAGAUUUGUCCAGUUGCAGCUAUUAGCGUUUAAAAUGAGCAGUGUUUUACUGAUAGGGAAGCAUGCAUGUGUUAUGCAUAGGUAUAGUAUAUACUUGGUGUAUUGCAUUGUGCAAGUCCACCUGUUCCCUUGUAUGCCAAAACUGCAGUCCUUUGAGCUUAAUAAAGUUGCACAGUUGUUUGUUAUUGUAA
Molecule: messenger RNA, 960 nt
Organism: Xyrauchen texanus (razorback sucker)
Lineage: Eukaryota; Metazoa; Chordata; Actinopteri; Cypriniformes; Catostomidae
Product: stathmin-like
Exons: 5
Coding region: 108-554 (148 amino acids)
Biological process (GO): microtubule depolymerization; regulation of microtubule polymerization or depolymerization; neuron projection development
Cellular component (GO): cytoplasm; neuron projection
Molecular function (GO): tubulin binding
Source: RefSeq, a predicted model, not a curated record